This is a messenger RNA of Alnus glutinosa, 435 nucleotides long. RefSeq lists its product as uncharacterized. The transcript has a single exon. Lineage: Eukaryota; Viridiplantae; Streptophyta; Magnoliopsida; Fagales; Betulaceae. The record is from RefSeq and is a predicted model, not a curated record. The coding region runs from base 1 to 435 and encodes 144 amino acids.
AUGCAGGCUCGUUCCAAGAACCACGUCUUCAAGCCCAAGACGCUCUCCAAUGGUCUCAUCUGCUAUCCUCUUCCUAAAGCACUCAUUGCCACCACAGGUUCAGCAGAUGUAGAACCAACCUCCUACUCUACAACUUCCAAGCACCCAGCUUGGCGUAAUGCCAUGAAUCUUGAGUUUGAUGCCCUUCUCCGCAACGGCACUUGGACUCUCAUUCCUCCCACCUCUGACAUGAACAUUGUUGGCUGCAAAUGGGUGUUCCGCCUCAAACGCAAAGCUGAUGGCUCCAUUGAUCGUCAUAAGGCCCGUCUUGUAGACAAAGGAUUCCACCAACAACCCGGUGUCGACUUUGAAGAAACUUUCAGUCCCGUUGUCAAGCCUACUACCAUUUGCCUAGCUCUCUCCCUUGCAACUUCUGCCGACUGGCCCAUCCGCUAG